Ctenocephalides felis (cat flea) is the source of this 966-nucleotide messenger RNA. RefSeq lists its product as uncharacterized. NCBI's taxonomy places the organism in Eukaryota, Metazoa, Arthropoda, Insecta, Siphonaptera, Pulicidae. Gene Ontology annotation, molecular function: nucleic acid binding. The transcript has a single exon. The record is from RefSeq and is a predicted model, not a curated record. The coding region runs from base 1 to 966 and encodes 321 amino acids. Gene Ontology annotation, biological process: DNA integration.
AUGGGAAAUUUGCCUAGUGGUAGAGUUAAUCAAGAUUUUCCAUUUAACAAUGUCGGCCUUGAUUAUGCUGGACCGUUUAUUAUCAAAGAUCGAAUAACACGCGGUGCCAGAUUUAUUAAGGUUUACAUUUGUAUUUUUAUUUGCAUGUGCACCAAGGCUAUUCAUUUGGAUCUGGUCUGCGAUUUAUCGACAGAAUCCUUUUUACAAACAUUAAAACGAUUCAGUGCUAGAAGAGGUCUUCCUAGUAAUAUAUUUUCGGACAAUGCAACAACAUUUGUUGGAGCAAACAAUCAUUUAAAAGAUUUAUAUAAAUUUUUAUUGGAAUCUAACGAAGAGAUUAGAAGUAAAUUAAUAAGUCAAAAUAUUAGCUGGCAUUUUAUACCAGCAAGAUCUCCUCAUUUCGGCGGACUGUGGGAAGCUGGAGUAAAAAGUUUAAAAUACCAUCUUCGUAGGGUGUUACGCAAGACAAAACUAUGUUACAAUUCAAUGUAUACAUUAUUAACACAAAUCGAAGCAAUUUUGAAUUCUCGUCCGUUAACUCCCUUAUCCUCUGAUCCAUCUGAUCUCAAUUCACUAACUCCAGCACAUUUCCUGAUCGGCAGAUCAUUAACAUCACUUCCAGAAAACUCAAUUUCCCACAUCCCAGAAAACAGACUAACAAAACUCCAGUAUCUUGAAAAGCUAAGGCAGCAUUUAUCGACAAGAUGGCACAAGGAAUAUCUAGGAGAAUUACAAUCACGGACCAAAUGGAGAAGACCAAUAGAACAAGAUAAUCUUAUAGGCAAACUGGUGCUUAUAAAAGAUGACAAUCUACCACCAUUAAAAUGGCGUCUUGGACGGAUCACAGAUAUACAUCCAGGCAAUGAUGGUGUCGUACGGGUUGUUACACUGAAGGGCCCCAAUGGAGAACUAAAAAGGGCACUAAACAAAGUGUGCAUUCUACCAAUCAAUAAUGAAAUAUCUUAA